ACGUAAUUCAUUCGCCAAACUCCAAAAUUACACCAACUCAGCUCAUUCACAGUAGCCCAUUGAUAAUCUGACGUUUGGUUCGUCUGUUUUAUUCGGGCGAGGCGUAUGUAUUGUGCUGCUAAGUUGUUGAAAAUUCCCAGCGACUGAGGGGUAAAUCGAACGAAAUCUUCAAUCAAGCAAUUCAGAAGGCGAAUUAACGACUUAAAAUCGCUUUAAGGUUUUCGUUGCUUAGAUUUCCACGUCAUAUAACAUGGCGAAGGACAAGAAGAAAGCAGUAGCGGGAGGCAAAGCGGCCGUGAAAGCAGCCAAGGCUGCAAAGCAAGAAAAGAAGGCUGGCAAGAAAGACAAAAAGGUGGCGUCGAAGACUCAAGAGAUCGACUCAGAUGCUGAAGAGGUGGAUCUCGAUGCCGUAUUAGCACAGUAUGCGAAAGAGCAGGAACAGUACCACGCGAUCACGGAAGUAGCAAGCGAGCCACCAUCAGCGAGGACAUCGGGUACAAUCAUUGCAAGCCCUGCGACCGAGAAUGAGCUGUUUCUAUUCGGCGGAGAGUACUUCAACGGUGCGACUGCAAAGUUCUUCAACGAUCUGCUCAUAUACAACAUCAAGCAGGAUUCGUGGAAGAAAGUCACGAGUCCGAACUCACCGCUGCCACGGUCAGGACACGCCUGGUGUAGGGCUGCAAAUACGAAGGACAUAUAUCUCUUUGGUGGCGAAUUCAGUUCCCCAAAGCAGGGGACCUUCUAUCACUACAACGACUUUUGGCGUUUGGACCCGAUGAACAGAGAGUGGACGCGAGUUGAGGGCAAGAGUAAGACAGCUGCUCCCCCAGCUCGAAGUGGACAUCGUAUGGUGAGUUUCAAGCAGUAUAUCAUUCUGUUCGGAGGCUUCCAAGACACAUCAGCUACGACGAAGUAUCUGAACGACCUAUGGAUUUACGACUGCAUAAACUUUGCAUGGCACACGCCAAAGCUCCAGGCAGCACGUGCAGUCCCAGAUGCACGAUCAAGCUUCACACUGCUACCGCACGAACAAGGCGCUGUUAUCUACGGUGGAUACUCCCGUGUCAAAGCUGUUGCAGGCGGAAAGCAACAGCAGCAACAAAAAGGGAAGAAGGGCGGGGGCGGAGGCGGACCAGCCUCGCGUAUGGUGCUCAAACCAAAGGUUCACGACGACACUUGGUUCUUGCGUAUCACACCUCCGCCUGCCGAUCAGCCUUCAACAACACUCCCAACAGUGUCUUGGGAGAAGCGCAAAAAGCCUGCAAAUGCUCCAAACCCGCCGCGUGCAGGUGCUACGAUGGCUUACCACAAGGGUAGAGGUGUGCUAUUUGGCGGCGUACACGAUGUCGAAGAGAGCGAAGAAGGGAUAGAUUCUGAGUUCUUCAAUCAACUGUUUGUUUGGAACGUUGAGCGAAACCGAUACAUGCCACUCACUCUCCGCCGACCGAAGACGAACGCAAACAAGAAAGCUGCGCAGCAAGCGAACAUUAACCGCCGAGACCGUGGCAAGGCUGCAGAAGAAGAGCUUCUUGCCAACCUCAAGGCACUUGAAAUGAAAGCCGGAGUCCAAACGGCGGCAGACUCGGAUGACGAAGCGGAAAAAGCAAAAGAAGAGGAAGAAGAGGAGGAAGCACGUCCGGAAAAGCCACGCAUAUUCGAGUACCCCCAUCCACGAUUCAACGCCGCACUUACCGUGCAAGCUGACACGCUAUACAUCUACGGCGGCACCUUCGAAAAGGGCGACCGCGAAUUCACCUUCGACGAGCUAUGGUCCGUCAAUCUAAACCACCUCGAUGGCGUGACGGAGAUCUUCAAACGCGAGCUAGAAGACUGGCAAGGCAGCGAAGAUGAAGCUGACUCGGACGAUGAAGACGAUGAGGACGACUCAGAAGAGGACGAAGACGAAGACGAAAAGAGCACACCCACUUCAACAGCGCCAACGAGCGUCACAGACUCCCCGCUCGUCGUCCCCUCAAAGGCAACUCCCGAGGACGAUCUCGGAAACCAGGAAGAAAUCUCCGCACUCACAGAUACCCUUCCCCAUCCCCGUCCAUUUGAAUCCCUCCGCGAAUUUUACGCUCGCACAUCAGAGCAGUGGCAGAACAUCAUUCUGGACGAGCUCACUCAAGGAUCAAAGAUCAGCCCGAGGAGCCCGAAGGAGAUCAAGAAGAUGGCUUUUGAGCGUGCGGAGGAGAAGUGGUGGGAUUGCAGGGAGGAGAUUCGUGCGUUGGAGGACGAGCAGGAAGCCGCGGGGAUUGGAGAGGUGGUUAGUUUGGCUGAUAAGGAGGGUGCUGGUGGGGUGGGCAGAAGGAGGUAGUUGGCGAUAAAAUCUAAUUCGCCGUUACGUGAUCGAGUCAACAAGUGCGUAUGUAAAAAUCGAAGUUGCAUAUUUCUACACAAUCACCAUAAUUGGGUCAUUAACUCGGGCAACGCUACACUUGAUAAACAGGCUGUAAGACCUCACGCCAGGCCAUACAUAGUAUACUUCCAUUCUACAUGAUGGCCUCCACCACCUCUGAAACCCAGUCCAAUUGCACAGCACUGACACCUCUCGCCCAUGCCUUACCAGUAAACAGAAACUCGUUGAACACAAUCGCCUCCACCUUUCGUCCGAACAGCACCGAGCUUGGA
Molecule: messenger RNA, 2631 nt
Organism: Cucurbitaria berberidis CBS 394.84
Lineage: Eukaryota; Fungi; Ascomycota; Dothideomycetes; Pleosporales; Cucurbitariaceae
Product: kelch repeats protein-like protein
Exons: 1
Coding region: 251-2317 (688 amino acids)
Molecular function (GO): protein binding
Source: RefSeq, a predicted model, not a curated record